Molecule: messenger RNA, 675 nt
Organism: Closterium sp. Naga37s-1
Lineage: Eukaryota; Viridiplantae; Streptophyta; Zygnematophyceae; Desmidiales; Closteriaceae
Source: the annotation of a GenBank genome assembly
AUGCCCUUUUUCUUACUAGAUCCGUUACACCCCGCGCCCUUCCUCCCUCCCCUCCCAUCACUUUCCCCGUCGCCUUCGCGCUCUCCCUCCCAUCGCCUUCGCGCUCUCCCUCCCGUCGACCUUCGCGCUCUCCCUCCCAUCGGCAUCGCGCUCACGUUCCUCCCUUCCCUUCGCCUGCUCUCUCGCCGCUCGAUUCCCGUCGCCCUCUCUCUCGCCGCUCAUUUCCCGUCGCCCUCUCUCUCGCCGCUCCCUUCCCGUCGCGCUCUCUCUCGCCGCUCCCUUCUCGUCGCCCUCUCUCUCGCCGCUCACUUCCCAUCGCCCUCUCUCUCGCCCCUCCCUUCCCGUCGCCCUCUCUCUCGCCGCUCCUUUCCCGUCGCCCUCUCUCUCGCCGCUCCCUUCUCGUCGCCCUCUCUCUCGCCGCUCACUUCCCAUCGCCCUCUCUCUCGUCGCCCUCUCUCUCGUUGCUCACUUCCCAUCGCCCAUUUCACCGAGCACUCUCAAUCUCCUCUCCCACUCCGUCGACUCUCGUCGCCUCACUUUCUGCCCCUCCUCUUCCUCUCUCCGCUACCCUUCCGUCGUUACUCUUAUCCCCCCUCCCUUCCCGUCGCUCUCGCUGUCCCCGCUCCUCUCAUCCUUCCUUCUCGUCUCUCGCUCUUUCGCCCCUUCCGUCUAUAA